Salmo salar (Atlantic salmon) is the source of this 852-nucleotide messenger RNA. RefSeq lists its product as uncharacterized. Lineage: Eukaryota; Metazoa; Chordata; Actinopteri; Salmoniformes; Salmonidae. Gene Ontology annotation, molecular function: structural constituent of eye lens. The record is from RefSeq and is a predicted model, not a curated record. Gene Ontology annotation, biological process: visual perception; lens development in camera-type eye.
UCUGGCAAUUCUUUGAUACGGAGCCAUUGCAUUGGUACAAAGGGAAAUUAAACUUGAACAAACCAUUUGCUGAUAUGCAAAUCAGGCUAAUUUGCUUAACAAAGGCUUCCCCUUGUCGGCACAUUCUGCAUUUCGAUAUAAACCUCAGCAGUACUGCUGGUGAGUGGGAGGUGAGCAAUAACAAUCAAAAAAUGGGGAAGAUUGUAUUCUUUGAGGAUAAGAAUUUCCAAGGUCGUAGUUAUGAAUGCAGCAGUGACUGCCCAGACCUGCACUCCUUCUUCAGCCGCUGUAACUCUAUCAGGGUGGAGAGCGGCUGCUGGGUUCUGUACGAGCGCCCCAACUAUGCAGGCUACCAGUACAUCCUGACCCCUGGGGAGUACCCUGACCACCAGCAGUGGAUGGGCUUCAACGACAGCAUCAGAUCCUGUCGAUCUAUCAAAAACGUCUAUGGAAAUUCCUACAAGAUCAGAUGCUAUGACAGGCCAGAUUUCGCUGGCCAUAUGGCAGAGUGGAGUGAGGACUGCCCAUCGGUCCACGAAGCAUUCAAGUUCCGUGAGUUCCACUCUGCUGUGGUGAUGGACGGUGCCUGGGCAUUCUACGAACUGCCCAACUACAGGGGGCGUCAGUACUUCCUGGAGCGCAAAGAGUACCAUAACUUCACGGACUGGGGCGCCACCUCCCCUGUCGUGGGCUCCUUCCGCAGGAUCACAGAGUUCUAGAACCUUACAACCUCUAGAGUUCUAGAGCCCUACGACGACCCCUACCCAGAAACCUCUCUGCAGUGCCUUAUGACACCCACCUCUGUGUGAGAGUGUUGCAGUCUAACAAAUAAAACCCUGUCUGAUCCGCAUA